Molecule: messenger RNA, 642 nt
Organism: Dioscorea cayenensis subsp. rotundata (Guinea yam)
Lineage: Eukaryota; Viridiplantae; Streptophyta; Magnoliopsida; Dioscoreales; Dioscoreaceae
Product: GPI-anchored protein LLG1-like
Exons: 3
Coding region: 18-536 (172 amino acids)
Source: RefSeq, a predicted model, not a curated record
UUUUUGGUUUUUGAGAAAUGGGUUUGGAUGAUGGGCUGGUAUUGCGGGUGGUGUUGUUCUUGAUUUUCACUGGAUUUGGAGCUGCCUCUACUUUCAUUUCUGAUGAUGUGCUGCAUAGCAAUGGAUUGACUGGCCGGAGUCUUUUGCAGACGAAGACGAAUUGCCCUCUAAACUUCGAGUUCAUGAACUACACUAUAAUCACAAGCAAAUGCAAAGGACCGCGGUACCCCGCCGAUCUCUGCUGCGGAGCUCUAACGGAAUUUGCAUGCCCGUAUGCCGCUGAACUCAAUGAUCUCACAAAUAACUGCGCAUCGACUAUGUUUAGUUACCUUAACAUCCGCGCACGUUACCCGCCGGGUCUGUUUUCAAGCGAGUGCAAAGGUGGAAAAGACGGCCUCAUUUGUCCUGCGGCCGGGCCACAGAGUGCAGAAAAUAGUAACUCAGGCUCUUGCCGGAAAAAUCAGAAACUCUUUGCUCUCAUAACCAUUGUUUCUGGAUUCAUGUCAUUCUUCUUAGUAUAUUUCAAUGGUGUUUGAUCACUGAUUUUUUUUUUUACAAGAAUUUGUUGUGUUUUUCAUUUGAUCCAUUCACAUGAAUAUGUGUAUCAUUUGUAAGUUAUGAGUGAAGAAAUCUUUGUGUUAA